Messenger RNA from Emiliania huxleyi CCMP1516, 978 nucleotides. RefSeq lists its product as hypothetical. Bases 1 to 978 code for a protein of 325 amino acids. NCBI's taxonomy places the organism in Eukaryota, Haptophyta, Isochrysidales, Noelaerhabdaceae. The transcript has a single exon. The record is from RefSeq and is a predicted model, not a curated record.
AUGCCGCUGAUUCGCAGGGGAAACUGCGCCCUGGAGUACCUCGCCGCCGGCAACAAGACGCUCGCGGAUGGCUCUCCUGCUCCGGUGAUCACGUUCAUCCACGGCGCAGGCGGGAAUGCAAUGACGUGGUGGGGUACUACAUCGAGCUUCGUUGCCAUGACCAAAAUGGGACAGGUGACUCCCGAGAGCGGGCAAAAGGAGUACUACACCAUCUGCAUCUCCAUGCGGGGCUGGGGUCAAUCCCGCAUCGACGCGGAAGAUCCCAUCGAGUUUAUGAAGGCGGAGCACUUUGUGCCCGAUCUGCUUGCGGUGCUGGAUGCUGAGGGUGUGCAGGAGACGGCACUGGUGUGCCACUCAUACGGUGGCUUCGUCGGUGUUCUCUCGGCCUACACGGUGCCCGAGCGCGUGACGGCACUGGUGAUGGUGAGCACGAAGUUCGGCUUGAAGUUUGCAGACGAGGCCGAGGAGCAGAUGCGCUCCGACUUUGAGAGGGAGGCUGCCGAAUCACGAUGUAUGUUCCCCAACUUCGAUGCAAAGGGCUGCCUCGAGCAAAUCCGUUCGCGUCUGUCUGACGAGCGCCUGCGUGCGCUGCCGUCCAUUGAUCCGAAGGAGCGCGUCAUGUCGUACAAGAAAUGGUUCGGUACGCAUGUGAUGAAUCUGCGAUUUCAGAUCGGCCAGAUGAAUCAUCAGCUCAACGAGAUGGGCCUCCUCUCCGAUCCCGCGAAGCUGCGCAUCAUGACGGAUCCCGUCGAGGAGCUUGGUGUCGACGCGCCAACGUUCCGCGCGAGGUUCUCGGGGAAAGUCCAUUUUAUGGUUCCCUUGGAUGAUGCGGCAGUCCCGUGGGAGUUUUGCGCCUUGAUGGCUGAGAGGCUUGGGGGCAGCUUUGAGGAGUUUGAUCCCGGGAUGGGCGACCACUCGAUCAUGUUCUUCUCUCCGGACGAGUGCAACAAGCGGAUCCGUGCGGCGCUGGAGUCGUAG